AUCUUAAUGGCAGCUGAGGAAAGAGCCACGAUGUUGUCUUAUAAGACUUUCAGGAUCAAGAGAUUCCUAGCGAAGAAACAGAAGCAGAAUCGGCCCACUCCCCAAUGGAUUCUAAUGAAAACCAGUAAUAAGAUCAGGUACAACUCCAAGAGAGGACAUUGGAGAAGAACCAAGCUGGGUCUGUCAGGAGCUCCGGAGGGAUGGCACAAAUGGCCGCAUUUGCCCAGGCUUACUAGCAGUCUGUCCUGCUGA
Molecule: messenger RNA, 252 nt
Organism: Echinops telfairi (small Madagascar hedgehog)
Lineage: Eukaryota; Metazoa; Chordata; Mammalia; Afrosoricida; Tenrecidae
Product: 60S ribosomal protein L39-like
Exons: 1
Coding region: 7-252 (81 amino acids)
Biological process (GO): translation
Cellular component (GO): cytosolic large ribosomal subunit; ribosome
Molecular function (GO): structural constituent of ribosome
Source: RefSeq, a predicted model, not a curated record